Portunus trituberculatus (swimming crab) is the source of this 4589-nucleotide messenger RNA. RefSeq names its product palmitoyltransferase ZDHHC5-like (gene Zdhhc8). Gene Ontology annotation, molecular function: palmitoyltransferase activity. Gene Ontology annotation, biological process: protein palmitoylation. Lineage: Eukaryota; Metazoa; Arthropoda; Malacostraca; Decapoda; Portunidae. The record is from RefSeq and is a predicted model, not a curated record. Bases 73 to 2445 code for a protein of 790 amino acids. The transcript is spliced from 9 exons.
AGGUUGUGUCGUCUAUGGCUGUGAGAAAGGAGCGGCCAUGUUUUGAUGCUGAGAUGACAAAUACAGGAUAAAAUGCCCAGCUGUGAGCCCAAGACACGGUUUAUACCAGCCACGUGUGCUUGGACGUUACUUCUAGCCUGCACCACUCUGUUCUUCGUCUACCCAUGUUACUCUCUGUACUUAAGAUGGGGCAUCUACGUCCCUGUGUAUCAGGGUGUCGUCACACUCUUUGUGGUGCUCAAUUUCUCUUUAGCUACAUUCAUGGAUCCUGGAGUUAUACCAAAAGCCUCAACAGACGAGGACCGGGAUGACGACUUCCGUGCGCCAUUAUACAAAAACGUAGAAAUAAACGGCAUCACAGUGCGCAUGAAGUGGUGCGUCACAUGCCAUUUUUACCGGCCCCCACGUUGCUCACAUUGCUCAGUUUGCAACCAUUGCAUUGAGACGUUUGACCAUCACUGCCCGUGGGUCAAUAAUUGCAUAGGUCGAAGGAACUAUCGCUAUUUCUUCAUGUUUCUCUGUUCACUCAGCAUUCAUAUGAUCUCCAUCUUUGCAUUUUGUCUUGUCCAUGUACUGGAGAGAAAAGAUAACCUCACUGAAGUUAGGACUAUAAUAAGUAUGGUAGUGAUGGGGGUGAUUGCCUUGCUCCUUAUCCCCAUCCUGGGCUUGACGGGGUUCCACAUGGUGCUGGUCAGUCGGGGGCGCACCACCAAUGAGCAGGUGACGGGCAAGUUCCGAGGCGGCUACAAUCCUUUCUCUCGCGGUUGCUGUAAGAACUGUUGCUUCAUCCUUUGUGGUCCUCAGUAUCCAAGCAUAAAGAGACCUGCCAAGUACAUAGGGAGGUAUAGGUUCAACCCAUCAUCCAGCCCGCCAGCCCCAGUGUCCACCAUCACCAGCCACAGUCAAGUGCGUGUGUACAUGGACAAUGGUGUUCAGGCACCCAACUCUACUGCCUACAGCCAAGAUACGGCAGGCUUGAUUGCUCAGGAUAACCUGGUGGAGGGGGGAGGGGCCGGAACUUCGUCAUCAGUGGCUGUAGGAGGCGGCGGGGCAGGAGAGGGUGUGGAGGAUGGUGGGCAGCCCCCGCCAGGGAUGAGCCAAAGUCAGGACUGCGAACCCACUCCUCCCUUGCCACGUCACCCUUCCAAGACUAACUUCUUCCAGCCUGACGCACCACCGCCCCACCACCAUCCUGGCUACCACCACCAUCACCACCACCACCAAUAUGUGGACUCUCCCCGCAAGGCUAAUGCAAGUCAGCAGGUUACACGGCCACCACGGUCCCCUCACUCCUCACGACCUAGGGGACUCGAUGGUCGAUCUCGGUCGACCACACCAGACCCACUCUCUCCGGAGAGACCCAUGCAGACUUCCCCGCCAGUUCCUGGAGGCCCCCGCACUGGGCCAUCCAGUCCCAGCGGUCAGCAGAUGUACCAGGGUGUUCCUGGCUCCCCCACGCUGCAUCACCGCAUGAAGCAGCUUGGAGGAGUGCCCACACCCCUCGCCAUGUCUUCUCCUCUUCGUCGAUCGAACCCGAGCACUCCGACGCAGCCACGCCGCCCUGAUUUUAUUGGCAUUGGAAAUGAUGGGAAUCGAGGACCACCUCAGUACUAUCCUCAGUUUUCCUAUGAGCCUCCCCAUUCUUCCCACACCAACGGUUCACCCCAGCGGCGCUACAUGUCUGAGUCUGAACUGAUUCGUCAACCCCCAGACACGAGCUCUGCCUACCCUCGCACCACCACCAUGUUUGACAACAUCCAGGAGCUGGCCGGCUCGCCCCAGCAUGGCCAGUACACAUGGCGGGACCAGUCACCUCCCCAGUACUGCCCGGGUGGUCCUAAUGAUCCAGGUGUCAUAUACCAGUCUUGUGGGUCUCAGGAGUAUCGGUCCAACCCAACCAGCCCCACUCAGACAUGCCCCUCCUCCCAUUACUACCACCCCGUUCACACCCAGAUAGCUGGUGUGCACAGUGGGCAUUAUCAGGCCCAGCACCAGCCCACCUUCACCCACAUGGGACACCCACCCCUCCAGGCCUACCCGCCACAGCAGCAGGUCAAUGUUGGCCGCAGAAACUCCGGUCCAAGUUAUGUGGGUCCUCAGUCGCCUCAGAUCAGACGGAAGAACUAUGGGGGUGGUCUGGUGACACCCCCAACUCCCACGGAAGGCAGCAGGCCCAGCCCUGUCCAGAAGCGUCCUGUGUCUUUUGUGAGGUCUCUAGACAUGAUGGAUAGCAUAGAAAUGUCUUCACGAGGCCCACCCCACCACCCGGGCCCUCCCCAUGGGCCAGCACACGAUGGCCACCAUGCCGGCAUUCACGGGCCCCGGGGGCCUCACAGUGGCACCCUGAGUCCCACACACACCCCAAAACCUGACCACCGCCUAGCCACGCCUCAGGAUAUUGACAGGCGUUCUGCAUAUGACAUGAAUUAUGAAAUAAGUGUGUGAACACUUUGAAUUGCAAGGUUGUCCCAGAAUUUGCAUUAAUGAGUGUCUUCAGUGUAUGUCUAUGUAAACCAUUCUGGCCAUGAGAGCUGGGUCAGCAUCAGAUGUGUGUGUGUGUGUGUGUGUGUGUGUGUGUGUGUGUGUGUGUGUGUGUGUGUGUGUGUGUGUGUGUGUGUGUGUAUGAGUCUUUGUGUAAAGGUGGUUAUGUGACAUUGUGCCAAGUUUUAAUGAUCCACCUGAGACACUUCAGUUUUUAAAGGUGUGAUAAAAGUCUUUGUUGGGAAAUUCAGGCACUUCUUGCCAAGUGUGCACCAAUGCUAGUCACAAAUAUUGUUUACAGUUAAAAGACGAUGACUUGAUGAUGGAGUCAGAAAAAAAGUGUUGCAGUGUGCAGCUGAGGCAUCCAAGGAUAUUAUGGCUGUUGGUGUAGGUAAUGUGGCAUCCCUGGCCAACAUGGUAAUGCUGGUAGGAAAUGUGUUUCCCCUCAUAAUGAUCCUCAAUUGCAUUGUUGUUAAUGGAGAUAUUUUAUGGAUAUAUAUAUAUAUAUAUAUAUAUAUAUAUAUAUAUAUAUAUAUAUAUAUAUAUAUAUAUAUAUAUAUAUAUAUAUAUAUGUAUGCAUUGAAUGAUGUGUACGGUGGGCAUUGGAAAGCAUUCGUUCUCCAUUUUGCAGGAAGUUUACCAUAGAUUUGUAAUUCUGGGUAUGAAUCUUAAGCCAUGUGUAUAGGUGAAGGGAAGAUGUCUUCAUAUUUUAUUACUUUUUUAAUUGGUUUGCUCAUCCUCAUAAUGUAACUAAUCACAGUGGUAUAUUCACCUUUAUUCUAAUCUGUAGAACAAGAGCUUUUGAAUCUUGACCUCUGACCUCUAUGAUCACCUCACAGACUUAGCCUCAACCCACCAAGAGCUCCUCAAUACUGUCUCUCCAGCAGCCUCCACCUUCUACAUUCCUGUUCUCUGUACAUUGUAUUUGCUGGUAAGUGUAACUCCCUCUCAAGUAUUAACUUAGUUAUACUGAUGAGUUGUUUGAGUUCAUAAUCAUACUCUCUGAGGAUACCUACUACCAUGUACCCAAUUAAUGGAUUGUGUUUAUUGCCCUUCCGUCUCGUUGGUGUUUUCUCUAAUGAACAUCCGGCUAUUACAGACUGGUCAGGCACACAGCAUCAUGUUAUGUAAAUUGUGGAUAUAUUAUGCAUGCUUACACUGAUUUUAUGAUGACUAUUGGUUGAUCAGUAUCAGAAUUAUUUCUGCUUUAGAAGUAUCCUGAUAUUUUUUAAAGAUAUUCUGUACUUGAUAAAAGUUACUAUUUCAUAUAUUUUAUGAAUUAUUUUUAGUAAUGAAUUCACAAAUGUGUGGUCAGUACAAGUUAGUUAUAAAUUCUAUAUUUGAGUGAUUACUGAGUUGUGCUUCUGUCUAACAAUGGUAAAUGUGAAGGGGACUGUGGCAGAAACUUACCCACCUUCCCACCACCACCAUAUCUGCAACUAAAUACUGUUGUGCACUUUUCUAUGUGAAGAAAUAGCCAUUGUAACAGAGAAACUGGUUUCCCCACAAGAGCAGCUAGCAGCAGGUUCCUGGGAUGCCUCCCUCGCAGUGUGACAAGCCUCUUGUAGCAACGGCAGGAUGCGCUUGGAUGAGGUCCAGUAAGUGGCAAGAUGGUCUCAUGUGGGACACCUGCCAGCCAAUUUAUUGUAAAAUUAGAGACUAAAUUGUCAAGAUUUUGUUAACUUUUGCUAUGUGAAAAUCCUCACCAAAAUUUAUGGUUGAUGUGUGUCUUGCUCACUCUUAAGUCUUUUCUUCCUCAGUAAUGGUAGUGAAAUUGUAUUUUUGAUUUUGAAUAUGUGGUUUGUGAAAGUACUAACUGGUGUAUUAUCUGCUCCGGAAAAGUUAUGGUUGUAGUCCAGGAUCUUCCAGAAUUUUGCAUUUCACAUGAACAGUCUCAUAAACACUGGAUCAAUUAUUAGAGUUAAAGGGAGCACAAUUUUAAGAAUUAACAUCAUCAUUUGAGUCACACAAGAUGACAAUCAUGAGGUGCAGAAAUAGAGUACUGAAGGCAAGGUGAUGGAGAGGCUUAGUUAAUGUGAGGGAAGUGUGCAGGGCUUACAUGGGCUCCUCUCUUUGUGUGUGUGUGUGUGUAUAUAUAUAUAUAUAUA